This is a messenger RNA of Populus nigra (black poplar), 1940 nucleotides long. Its product is annotated as polygalacturonase At1g48100-like. The record is from RefSeq and is a predicted model, not a curated record. Bases 77 to 1627 code for a protein of 516 amino acids. Gene Ontology annotation, molecular function: polygalacturonase activity. The transcript is spliced from 7 exons. Gene Ontology annotation, biological process: carbohydrate metabolic process. Lineage: Eukaryota; Viridiplantae; Streptophyta; Magnoliopsida; Malpighiales; Salicaceae.
UACCUGACAGUCUCAAGAGAGCCCCCCUGUUCUGAAAUACACACAGCUCUCUCUCUCUCUCCCUCCGAGCCACAUAAUGGUAAACAUGAGUGGGUUUAGUUUUAGAUGCGUCACAUUCAUGCUCUUCAUUGCUUUUCUAGUUUGGUCUUCAAGUUUUCAUACCUGCAUUGCUAGAAGAGGCAAGCAUUGGAGGGAAAGCAGGGGAAACUCGGCUUCUCUGGCCAAAAAGAAAGGAAAAAACCAAGGCAACAGCCACCAGAAACACCAUAAUGGAGUAUCAAAACCAAAACCUCCUCCACAAAAAGCUCCAUCAUUGCCUCCUGCUCCGAAAGAUGAUGCGCCAGGACCAAGUCCACCACAGAAAAGCUCCACCACCUUUAAUGUCCUUGAUUUUGGGGCCAAAGGUGAUGGAAAGAGCGACGAUACAAAGGCAUUCCAAGCUGCAUGGGCAGAAGCUUGUAAAGUGGCGGCAUCAACGAUGAUCGUUCCGGCGAAAUAUGUAUUCCUUGUGGGGCCUAUUUCUUUCUCUGGUCCGUACUGUCAAGCAAACAUCGUAUUUCAACUGGAUGGCACAAUUAUUGCCCCAACAAACUCCAAUGUUUGGGGUAGAGGUCUCUUUCAGUGGCUUGAAUUCACAAAGCUUGUAGGAAUCACAAUUCAGGGAGAAGGCACCAUAGAUGGAAGCGGCUCAGUAUGGUGGCAAGAUUACCCAUUUGAAGAUCCUAUAGACAAUGAAUCGGAAUUCAUUGUUCCACUGAACAACACAGCACAACACCACCCACCGAUGCCAAUAAGAAGUGAACUUAGCGGGAAAAUGCCGAGCAUCAAGCCCACCGCACUAAGAUUUUAUGGAAGUUUCAAUGUGACGGUCACAGGCAUAACAAUUCAAAACAGUCCACAAUGCCAUCUCAAGUUUGACAAUUGCAUAGGAGUUGUGGUGCAUGAUAUGAGAACCUCAUCUCCCGGAGACAGUCCAAAUACAGAUGGAAUCCACCUACAGAACUCCAAAGAUGUGCUAAUUCAUAGCACUGAUCUGGCUUGCGGAGAUGACUGUGUUUCUAUACAAACUGGAUGCUCAAAUGUAUACAUACACAAUGUUAAUUGCGGACCAGGACAUGGAAUCAGCAUCGGAGGUCUGGGAAAGGAUAAUACCAAAGCCUGUGUCUCAAACAUCACCGUUCGAGAUGUUGUUAUGCAUGGCACAAUGACAGGUGUCAGAAUUAAGACAUGGCAGGGUGGAUCAGGCUCCGUGCAGGGGGUAUUGUUCUCAAACAUUCAAGUUUCCGAGGUUCAACUUCCAAUUGUGAUUGAUCAAUUCUAUUGUGACAAGAGCACAUGCAAAAACCAAACAUCAGCUGUGGCUCUAUCAGGAAUCACCUAUGAAAAAAUAAGAGGGACAUACACCGUAAAACCCGUACACUUUGCCUGCAGUGAUGCCCUACCAUGCAUGGAUGUAAGUCUAACUACCAUAGAGCUACAACCACUAAAAGAACAGUAUCACCUCUACGAUCCAUUCUGCUGGCAGACUUUUGGAGAGUUGAACACUCCUACCAAGCCUCCAAUUAGCUGUCUACAGAUUGGCAAGCCAUCAAGCAACCGGCCUCAGUCAGAUCAUGAUAUAUGUUGAUCUCGGCCCAAUUUACUAUUGGUGUAUUGACUUGUGUGGUUGUUAUGAUUUCCCAACCCCUAUCACGCCAUUAGCUUAUUAGGUAAAGUUAUAUAUAGGCAACCUGAAUUUUUAAGGGAAUCCUUCUUCCUUAGCAAUUAGCAGGAUUAAUUUACGUGAGAGUGUAUACAAGCAUUUGUUAAAGUCUGAAAAUAGAAUAUGAGGUAGUCUGGUUUGCUACUACUCCAUAAUGGAUUGUUUGAGACUAUACCAUCUAGUGCUUGAUUUAUUUAUGUGAAAUAAAUAAAUAUUCUAUAGAUAUUCAGAUUUUCAA